CCGUUCAUCUCGAAACUGCCGCCCUUCCGCUUCACCUACCGCGGAAAACGAAUGAAUCAUUUUCGAUCUAAACCCGGCUUUAUUUUCUCUACAAAAUGUUGCCAUAUGGUCGUACUUGCACUCACAGCUUCUUCUCCGCCGAUAUCAGACUAUAGUCUUUUGACAGCGACGCAACCGUCUAAUUUGCAAUUCUGUAUAAUUGGUGGCAGCUUUUCGAAGAUUCUUUCAAUGGAAAUUAGGUCUGAUCUCGAGUUACGAGCGGUCUGUUGAAUCUCGACAACAUGAACUACAAGGGCUUGCUGAAUCUCAAAGGCGCGGAGAUAUGCGGAGAUCUAGAAGAGCGGAAUCCUCCGAUUUCGCUUCCCAACCAGUCUUCAGAUUGCGCCCUUCUCGCUGUCGACAUAGGAGGAACUUUGAUCAAACUGGUUUAUUUCGAGGACAACGCGGAGGUUAAGAACCACGGAAUGGCACUUGGGGGACAUCUUAAAUUCAUGAAGUUCCAAACAAGUCGGCUGGAUGAGUGCCUGGAAUUUAUUCGCUCAAAGAGGCUGCUCUACGGUAGAGGAUUUGCAGCAGGUUCAACAAUCAUGAAUGUGGAUAUGAAGGCUACAGGCGGCGGUUCCUUCAAGUUUGCUGACAUCUUCAAAGAGAAGUUGGGUGUUUCUCUUGAUAAAUUGGAUGAAAUGGAUACUGUUGUAACUGGAGCUAAUUUCUUGUUGAAGAAAAUCCCAUAUGAAUCCUUUACAUUCAUGCAUGGGAAACGGACUCCUGUAGACGUUGACCAAAAGAACUUAUUUCCAUACCUUCUUGUCAAUAUAGGCUCUGGAGUUAGUAUGAUAAAGGUGAUGGGAAACAGGAAGUUUGAACGGGUUACUGGCACACACAUUGGCGGUGGAACUAUGUUUGGGCUAGCAAAACUUUUAACAGGUUGUACAAGGUAUGAUGAGUUUUUAAAGUUGAGCCAGCAGGGGGACAAUCUUGUGCUUGACUUGAUUGUUAAAGAUAUUUGUGGAGAACUUGUUUGUCAAAAGCAAGGUCUAUCAGCUUCAACGCUUGCUUCCAGCUUUGGAAAGGUUCUAAGCUCAAGAAGAAAGCUUUCUGACUACAAAGCUGAGGAUCUUGCCACAACGCUAUUGAGCGCAUUUACUUACAAUAUUGCACAGGUAUCUUUUCUUGUAGCAUCACUUCUAAGGCUUAAUAGGGUUUAUUUUGGAGGAUCUUACAUACGGGGACAUGCUAGCACAAUGGACAAUAUUUCAUAUGCUAUUGAUUUUUGGUCAAAAGGUCAAAUGCAUGCCAUUUUUUUGCGCCACGAGGGGUUUUUGGGGGCUCUGGGUGCAUUACUGAAUUAUGAGAAUCUCAAAAGUGAUGAUUUGAUACUUGAAGAUUCAAAGGAAAGUCAAUUCCAUGAUGAUUCUUUUAAAGCUGAUGAUGAUAAAUUAACAACUGAACUUAGUGAAGAUAGCUUAUUUCCAUAUCUACUUGUCAAUAUUGGUUCUGGUGUUAGUAUGAUCGAGGUGAUUGGAAAAGGGAAGUUUGAGCGUAUCAUUGGAACCCAUCUUGGUGGUGGCACUAUACUUGGUUUAGCCAGGCUCUUGACUGGAUGUUUGAGUUAUGAUGAUUUUUUAGAGUUGAGCCAAAGAGGAGAUAAUUUAUCUGUCGACCUGACUGUUGGUGAUAUCUAUGGUGAACAUGGUUAUCCUAAGAUAGGUCUUCCAGCGACAACAACGGCAUCUAGUUUUGGGAAAGUUACUUCUAAUAAGCUUUCUGAUUACAAAGCCGAGGACUUUGCUGCUGCUCUAUUGAAUGCUUUUACAUAUAAUAUUGGACAAAUAUCCUACUUCGUUGCAAAACUAUCUGGGCUGAAAAAGAUCUUCUUUCGAGGAACUUACAUUUGCGGCCAUGCCAAGACUAUGGAUAAGAUUUCUCGUGCGUUAAAAUAUUGGUCUAAAGGUGAAGUGCAGAUAACAUUCUUAUGCCAUGAAGGAUUCAUGGGUACAUUUGGUGCAUUCUGGAGCUAUGAAAAUAUGGGAAUUCAUGACUUGGCAGCCAAUGAUUUCAUAAAAGAAGUGUUGCUAUCUGCCCCAUACAUGCUAGGGAAAGCUCAGGUCUCCCCCACAAUGAAUUUAAAUAUGAAAAGUAAAUCAAGUCUUAGUGAAGAGGUGAAGAGACUGAAGCAAGAAAAUAUUGAGCUCGCAGCAGAACUCGAAAGACUGAAGCAAGAAAAUAUUGAUCUCAAGUCUACACUGUCGAAGUUGCAGAAUAGCAGUGAAGCGCUCCAGGAACACGAAGAUAUGUAUACUUUUACUGCAGAUAAAGGACAAUAGUUCCAGAAAAUUUUGUUGAGUAAGUUUUUUGUUGAUCUUUUUAAUGUUAGCACAAUAAAAUAAUGCCUUCGUGGUUCUUACAACAUUCUGUGAAGUUAUACAAAGCUUUCAAAUGUUUACCGAUAGAAUUACAUGAGGCAAUUGCAGAAAUUCUAUUUA
This is a messenger RNA of Phalaenopsis equestris, 2486 nucleotides long. Its product is annotated as pantothenate kinase 1-like. NCBI's taxonomy places the organism in Eukaryota, Viridiplantae, Streptophyta, Magnoliopsida, Asparagales, Orchidaceae. The transcript is spliced from 18 exons. Gene Ontology annotation, cellular component: nucleus; cytosol. The record is from RefSeq and is a predicted model, not a curated record. Bases 282 to 2327 code for a protein of 681 amino acids. Gene Ontology annotation, molecular function: pantothenate kinase activity; ATP binding. Gene Ontology annotation, biological process: coenzyme A biosynthetic process.